AUGUUCCCCCGGCGUGGUGACGCCGUUUGUACUUCGCGACGGUGUGAGCUGCGCCACCUGGAUGCGUGGGCGGAGCGCACGAUAACACGCAGGCAAAUCGAUGUGUCUGUUGAUAGAGUUGGUGUCCGACACCCACGCCUCCAACAGCUCUCGCCCUAUCUUGUUGCCGGCUCGCGCCAAUAUCCGCGUUCUGGCGAAGUCGAACUCAUGCUCUUCCUCCAGCGUGUGAGUGGCUACUUGGGAUAGUAGGUCGCCUCUCCGAACGGCCCGUUUGUGCUCAAGUAUUCGUGAUCUCAGACGUCGUCCUGUCUGGCCUGUGUAGUGGCAAGGACAGUUUUGGCACGGGAAUCGAUAGACUACACCCGACUGUUCACCCCCGCAAGGACGAACGAUAUAAAUGUUCACAAUUUGCUGCACUCAAGUAGUCUCUGAUGAUGAACUCUAGUUCGAGUUCGAAAGCUCAGGCAAAUAAACCCACUGUCCCAGUGAUCGUGCCUUCGCCUUCUUUUAAACAAGAACCUGGGAUGCGCAUAUUCUCUUCCAUUCGUGAGAUCAGACUAUAUUACCGAUCUCUUAGUCAAUGAACCACGACCCUGUCGUAGUAGCACAGUCCCCAGUUUGGCAAUGUUCCACUAUCACCUAUAACAUCCGUCUCCAAGUCCUGCUAUAGGUCGCUUGAGAAUUAGAUCGUAAUGACUGAGCCUAGCGUCCAUUACCUGGUAUCCAACUCUCACACGUGGCACCCGGAAGCUAGGCUCUGUCUGCGGCCACACCUUGGUAACCGUUUCGACCGUCGGGCUGAACUAGGUGAGAGUAUCCGUGCAUGUAUCUCCACACACGGUAAUUCUGCCCCGUUUCCACCGCCGCUGGCCGUGCUGAUCGCCGCAUCGUCAUCUCCAAGAUGAGGCUCACUCUGCAACCCCGCAGGAGGCCACAAGCUGAAUACUGCUUUGUUGCCUUUGCCUGCUCACCGUUUGCAUUUCGGCAAUCAACUGACCCAGCGGCUAGGAGAACUGCCAGCGGCUGAUGAAUACGCCUCCAUAGAGACUCGAUUUUGCUAAAUACGGGGACGCCGUUCACUCAACCGCCCUGUUUGUCCUCAGAAGCGCACGUCGUCAGCACCAGGGCUGGUUUAACGAGCACGACACAGCCAUCAGCAACCUGCUCGCCGAAAUGAGGAGGCUUCGUAGAGCCUACAUUUACCGCUCAACCAAUGCAACCAAAGCGGCAUUCUACCAGUGUUACCGCCUUGCGCAGCAACGGUUGCGGGAAAUACAGGACGCCUGGAUUGCUCCCUGGGUCGAGGAGAUCUGUGGCAGCCCUUUUGUCAUAUUUUUGUUUGUACACUACUUCUUAUAGUUAUUCUAGUUGUUAAGCAUUUCCCAAACUCGCAUUUAUUCAUUUUUGUUUAAGUUAGUGUUUCUGCAACGGUUACGCGGAGACUCCAACGGGCGUGAGUUUCGGUUUCAAAAGCUGAAUGUUCACCCACCACCUUUGUUCUUCACUGGGCGGCGUUGACAGUUAAGUCCGUUCUGACAUAGUCGUUUCACUUGACUUUCCUCGACUUGGUCUCAGCGUUGGAUCACGUUAUCGAUUGAUUAGGCCCCUUAAUGAUCCGGGGAUAUGCCGGCCGAAACAAAGAAAAAGCGUUAUUCGCUGCGAUCAAGACGAUGUCAAGGUCCCCCACUGAGAAAACGCGCAGAUUCUCAGCUCGAAUUGAUGAGCGCUUUUGACAGAGAAUUCGCAGAUUCUGAAGCGUUGGACCAAACACUUUAGAAACGUUCUCAACCGUCCCUCCACAAUCUCCGACGCCGCCAUCGACCGGCCCUUCCAAGUGGACAUUAACACCGACCUGGAUCUCUUACCCUCGCUUACAGAAACCAUUCGCACUGUGCAACAACUCUCUAGCGGGAAAGCACCAGGCUCCGAUGCGAUUCCAACUGAAAACUACCAGCAUGGCGGCCACCGCCUGAUGGACGAACUGACAGCGCUGUUUCAGGAGAAGUGGCACUGCGGACAGGCUCCUCAGGAGUUUACGGACACAAACAUCGUUCAUCUGUACAAGUGCAUAUGGAAACGACAAAACAGCUACGAUCACAGGGGCAUCUCACCACUCAAAAAUCGCCAGGAGGAUCUUCGCCCGCAUCCUCCUCAGUCGUUUCAACCAGGAGGACGAAGGCGACGCUAA
Spirometra erinaceieuropaei is the source of this 2188-nucleotide messenger RNA. The record is from the annotation of a GenBank genome assembly. NCBI's taxonomy places the organism in Eukaryota, Metazoa, Platyhelminthes, Cestoda, Diphyllobothriidea, Diphyllobothriidae.